Molecule: messenger RNA, 1192 nt
Organism: Ochlerotatus camptorhynchus
Lineage: Eukaryota; Metazoa; Arthropoda; Insecta; Diptera; Culicidae
Product: kxDL motif-containing protein CG10681
Exons: 2
Coding region: 61-801 (246 amino acids)
Biological process (GO): lysosome localization
Cellular component (GO): BORC complex
Source: RefSeq, a predicted model, not a curated record
CAUUGGUGUCUCGUUAAUUUUUGUAACUCCGCAAAACUGGAUUUGAAUUGAAUUGGGAUCAUGAAUUCGGAAAUGAGCAGUAGCAUGCACUCCGGUAGACCCGAAAGUGAGUUCAGUAUUGAAUGUUUUCAAAACUACACAGCACCGGAAGUUUUCGUUCAAGGAUUGGCUGGUCUAGUGAAUCAAACCGACGUGGAAGUGAUGAUCCGUGCUCAAAAGCAAAUGUUGCAACGAUUCGAGAAGACCAACGAAAUGCUCUUGAAUUGUAAUGCCCUGAGUCAGAGCCGAUUGAAGAUUGCUAGCGAAGAUUUCAAGAAGCACACCAAACUGCUUCAUGAUAUGAAGAAAGAUUUGGAUUACAUUUUCAAGAAAAUACGAAACAUCAAAUCAAAACUCAGCACUCAAUAUCCUCUGCCGUUUGCCGAAGCGGAGGCCAAAAACAAACAGGCCUGUUUCGACGAGGAAGAGGAAAUCGAUACGGCCAGUCGAGCGGAAACCCUGGACGAGAGUCACAGUGGAAAUCCAUCGAGAACUGCCACACCGGUGAAGCAGGCUUCAGUCGAAAGUGUGAAGACGCUGCAGAAACAGGCCUCCCAGAAGGAGAAAAAGAAACAAAGCACCGUGCAAGUGGGGCAGGAAACCACUACCGUAAGUUAUAUGAAGAUGGAACAAAGUCCGGAGAACAGAAAGUCAGCUAAGACGAGUCCCAAUGACCCAAAACGGAGGUCACUAUUAUCAACACACAGUAGCUCUACGGAUAAUUCGAACGAUUCGUCCGAGUGUACGUCGGACACCGGUUAGUAAUAUGUAGUAUCGAUGUAUCGGCUAUAUAAUAGGCGUCAAUUUAGAAUUAAAUUUAUGUUUAUGAAAUACUAUCUAUUGAGCGUUCAGUACAAUAAUUGAUAAUAGUUGUAUUAAAAUAUAUAAUUUGAGAAUUUUUGAAGCUUAACCUGUGUAUGUAAGAUGGGUGGCAGGGUGGGUAUGCUUCAAGGAAGGUUACAUUUUGUUACCCAAAAACUCGGGUGAAAUCGGCAUAGGACUGAUUUAGUAAGUAGUCCAAUUUCAGUCAAAUAUUUGUCCGAUCUUCUAUAAAGCGCUGGUAGUAGAGUUAAAUCAUCCUUGAAGUAUUCCGCUAUAAAAAGAUUGUUGAGCCUAUCUAUAUGCUUUCCAUCCCUAAUUUCUACUCCGCUCA